UAUUCCCCAGUUACCCCAUUUCUCCCAUCUUUCUUAAGAUCCUCCAUUUCCUUUCUACUUUCCAAAAAAAAUUGUGCGUAUUCUCCUUUAAGGGGUUGGGCAUCUCGCCUGCCCUCUUUAGAGUCACCGAAGUUUCCAAAGAGCCUCCCCUGUCUGGGCAGGACACACCUUUCAAGUAAGACCACCGGAACUGUGCUCUUCACAUCCCAAAGGCUGUUUCCCGAGUCCUCCCUGGCCUUUCUCCCAACCUCUAGGAUUUAGCCUCUCCCCAGAGAGUGAGCAUCUUUGAGAACUCCCACCCUUAGCUGCUCCACUCCCGGAUGGAGUCAGGGAAAUGUGGUGGGGGGGCCGGGGCCAGAGUUUCAACAUUGCCCCCCAGAAGGAGGAGCCAGAGAUGGGGCUCUCUGGACCCAAGUCUGGCGGAGGCAACAAGAUGCCGGAGCCCAGCAGUCAUCAGCUUGGCGGUUGCCUGGCCUCUGGGUGUCUCCCAGGGGAGAAGAUCCUAGCAUGGGCACCAGGGCUGAGGAAGGGGCAAGAACUGGAACUGCCUGGAACUCUGAUCUGCACUAACUUUAGGGUCACUUUCCAACCUUGUGGAUGGCAGCGAAAUCAGGACACUCCCCUGAGCAGUGAAUAUGAUUUUGCCCUGGUCAACAUUGGGCGAUUAGAGGCUGUGAGUGGCUUGUCAAGAGUGCAGCUCCUCCGUCCGGGGUCCCAGCUUAAGUUCAUCCCAGAGGAGAUUCUCAUUCAUGGCAGAGACUUCCGUCUACUUCGAGUUGGUUUUGAGGUUGGAGGACUAGAACCUCAGGCCUUUCAGGUAACCACGGCCAUUGUUCAGGCCCGAGCUCUGAGUAGUCAAACCCAGCACUACAGAGGAACAACCCUGAGCAAAGCUGACAAGGUUUCUGGCUCCAGAAAACCACCUAUUCCUCUCUUAGAGACUUUAGAAGACUGGGAAGCUGAGCGGAAUAAGCAGGGGGCCAGAGGCUGGAGGGUUAGCACAGUCAAUGAGAGGUUCGACAUGGCUACCAGCCUCUCAGGUUACUUCUGGGUCCCUAAUCGAAUUCUGGACAGUGAGGUCAGAAGAGCAUUUGCCCACUUCCAGCAGGGCCGUGGACCGCGCUUGUCCUGGCACCACCCCAGCGGCAGUGACCUUCUCCGAUGUGGAGGCUUCUAUGUAGCCAGUGACCCUAACAAAGAAGAUAUCAGAGCAGUGGAGUCCAUGCUACAGGCUGGGCACCCUGAUGUUGUCUUGGUAGAUUCUAUGGACGAGAUGCCUAGUCUUGCUGACAUCCAGCUUGCCCACGUGAAGCUGAGGGCCCUUUGCCUGCCUGAUUCUUCUGUAGCUGAAGAUAAGUGGCUCUCAGCCUUGGAAGGAACACGAUGGUUGGACUAUGUCAGGUCUUGUCUUCGCAAGGCCAGUGACAUCUCAGUAUUAGUGACAUCUCGGGUCCGUUCUGUAGUACUUCAAGAACGUGGGGACCGUGAUUUCAAUGGCCUCCUCUCUUCACUCGUCCAGCUGCUUUUGGCCCCUGAAGCCCGAACAUUGUUUGGUUUCCAGUCACUAGUGCAACGAGAGUGGGUGGCAGCUGGACACCCUUUCCUGACCAGGCUUGGGGAAACUGGGAGCAGUGAGGAGGCCCCAGUGUUUCCUCUCUUCCUUGACUGUGCCUGGCAGCUCCUCCAGCAGUUUCCAGCUGAAUUUGAGUUCUCUGAGUUUUUCCUUCUUGCUCUGCAUGACAGCAUCUGGGUUCCUGACACCCUCACCUUCCUGAAAGACACUCCCUGGGAGCGUGGGAAGAAGAGUGGGCAGUUCAACUCCUUCACACAAGUUCACCCCCCUGAGUACUCCCAGCCCCUAGCUGGGAGCUCUGCUAAUCUACAUCUGUCUGUCUGGGACUGGGAUUUACGCUACAGCAAGGAACAGAUAUCACAAUUCCUUAAUCCUGGAUACAAUCCGGAGCACUGCCCAGAUUCCUGGCUCCCCAGACAACAGAAAAGCUUCAUGGUUCCUGGACCCCUCAGUUCUGUGUGGCUGUUCUCUAGAGGGGCCCUGACACCCCUAAAUCAGCUCUGUCCUUGGCAAGACAGUCCCUCCUUGCUGGCAGUCUCUUCUCAUUGGCUCCCUCGACCUGCUAGAGCCUCCGAAAGCCUAGCUGAUCAAGAAUGGGGGCUCCCCUCACACUGGGGAGCUUGCCCUUUACCUCCUGGGCUACUGCUGCCUGGGUAUCUGGGACCUCAGAUCAGAUUCUGGAAACGUUGUUACCUGAGGGGAAGGCCUGAGGUCCAGAUGGGCUCCUCAGCAGUUACAGUCUCUGGCCUCCAGGACGAGCUCUCUUGUCUCCAGGAACUAUUAAGAAAGUUGACACCAAGAGUAUCUCCCGAGGAUCACUGCAAGAAAAGAGAUCCAAAUACCAUGCUCUCUCAGAUCCGUUGAAACUGCUAGCAUUCUGGAAGGCAGGGCAGAAGGGAUGGAGGGGCGGUUCUGCGAAGCUUUCUUUGUAUCUGACUUUGGUGCUCAGUUUUCACAUCCCAGCCCAUAAAGGAGCUCACUCCCUGCGUGAGUCUCUGUAGCAGAGGCGGGCGCUUCCAACCUCCAGCUCCCUCCAGCUCCCCUGUCUAGUUUGGUUACUAGAGCUAUUUUUGUUUCUCUUGAUUUGAAGAAUAAGAAAUAAAACCAGUUCAGAAUGUGUUUGCCGUCCCCCGCCCCGCCCUCGAGGCAAUACCAUACCUUUUAGAUCACAGUCCCAAGGUGUCCUAGAGACCUCAUUCUCAAGCCUCACCACGGCUUUGAAACCCGGUCUUUUAGUCUUCUACGGAACGAGGUGAAUAAGGGAGACACCCUCCCCUCCCACUGUGUAUUUUUGUAGUGGUAUUUCUAUUUAAGGAGUUCAUUAAAGUACAGUAUUUCUACGCA
Myodes glareolus (Bank vole) is the source of this 2917-nucleotide messenger RNA. RefSeq names its product myotubularin related protein 11 (gene Mtmr11). NCBI's taxonomy places the organism in Eukaryota, Metazoa, Chordata, Mammalia, Rodentia, Cricetidae. The record is from RefSeq and is a predicted model, not a curated record. Gene Ontology annotation, biological process: phosphatidylinositol dephosphorylation. Gene Ontology annotation, cellular component: membrane; cytoplasm.